AACAUGGCAACCCUAAUUGGCUUCUCGUUUCACUUAAACGUAACGAGAUGAGUUUAGAGAUCAUUGUGAAGUCUUUUAAUCUUAUCCUGUUACAUCAAGUGAAACAAGAACACCGAGUUUACGUGUAAUUUUUUUCUAUUGUUCAAACAGUAUGAUGUCACAACAUUCCUCAUUUUAGUGUUGUGUGGAGCAGGUGGAACUGCAGUGCUCACUGAGCUAGACCACAUCUAUAAAGGUGCACAGACAGGUAGAGGAUUUGGUAUCAGAGUGGUUGACAUGAACUAUGAUUGAUCAUAUAUGUGUGUAUAUAUAUACACAUAUAGUUAUAUACCAACAGAGCAUAAUUAUAUACAUACAAUCCAUUAAAUGGCUACUCUUCCUAGAGUUUUCUUUUGCAGCCUUGUUAUGAUGAUGGUUGUUUUCUCUGCUGCAAAUCCCGGCCUUUCGCCUUUCUUCUACGACGCUUCGUGCCCACAGGCCAACGACAUUGUCAUGUCUGUCUUGGAGAGAGCUAUCGCGGAAGACCCGAGGAUGGCUGCCUCCUUGCUCAGGCUCCACUUCCAUGACUGCUUUGUCCAGGGUUGUGAUGCAUCGAUAUUGCUGGACAAGACGUCGGGGAUGGCUAGCGAGAAAGAUGCGGGGCCGAACAAGAACUCCAUUAGAGGAAUUGAAGUGGUUGAUGAGAUAAAAGCACAGCUGGAGCAAGUGUGUCCUCACACUGUUUCCUGUGCAGACAUUCUUGCCCUGGCUGCCCGGGACUCCACAGUUCUUAGCGGUGGACCUCAUUGGGAAGUGCCUUUAGGAAGGAGGGAUUCAAAGACAGCAAGCCUCAAGAAAGCCAACACCAAUAUUCCUGCACCAAACUCCACCAUCCAACACCUUAUAACCCUCUUCGCCCGCCAAGGCCUCGAUGAGCAAGACCUCGUCGCUCUUUCAGGGGGGCACACCAUAGGUGUAGCCCGAUGUGUGAGCUUCAGGCAAAGGCUGUACAACCAAAAUGGCGACAACCAGCCCGAUGCAACUCUCGAGAGGGCAUACUACAACGACCUAAAGGCGGCGUGCCCAAAAACCGGGGGGGACAACAACGUAUCGCCCCUGGACGUUGCCUCCCCGGUGAGAUUCGACAACACAUACUUCAAGCUGUUGCUGAGGCGCAAAGGGCUUCUCGCCUCAGACGAAGCGCUGCUCACCGGGGAUGUGCAGAAGACAGUGGAGCUGGUGAAAGGGUAUGCCAGUGAUGAGGAGCUUUUCUUCCACCACUUUGCAAAGUCUAUGGUGAAAAUGGGGAACAUAAAUCCCCUUGUUGGGUUGAAGGGGGAGAUUAGGCACAACUGUCAUCAUGUCAACUGAUGAAACAUUAUGGUGUAUUGGUGUGAUUGAUUAAUGUUUGUUGUGUUUCAAUUCUGUGGUUUUAGUGAACAAGCUAAGUUGAAGCUGCGUAAGAUGUUUGUGAACUGUGAAUUGAAAUGAAAUGUGAGUAUGAA
This is a messenger RNA of Ipomoea triloba (trilobed morning glory), 1484 nucleotides long. RefSeq names its product peroxidase 9. Gene Ontology annotation, molecular function: heme binding; peroxidase activity. The record is from RefSeq and is a predicted model, not a curated record. Bases 367 to 1350 code for a protein of 327 amino acids. The transcript has 4 exons. Gene Ontology annotation, biological process: response to oxidative stress; hydrogen peroxide catabolic process. NCBI's taxonomy places the organism in Eukaryota, Viridiplantae, Streptophyta, Magnoliopsida, Solanales, Convolvulaceae.